CGAGCGCGAUUCCUUGAUUCCUUCCUCAAAACAAAGGAAGAACGGAUCUUGCCUGAUCGCUGAAAACGCCACGGUCGUCAUCCGUGUCACAUCGUCAGCUCGCAGUCUGAAAAACAGAAUUUGUCGAACCAUAAUCCGAAAUCUAAAAACGGAAAAGCCCGCAUCGGGUCAAUCGUCGCGAAUCGAAUCACCGGGGGAUUCCGAAAUCGAGAACUAACCCCGCAGAUUAAAGUUCGACGUCUGUCGCAGUCGAUUCUCUCCUGCCGCUCUUAGCAUCGUCCUGAAGUUUGCCGCGUUCGAAAAAUCGUCAACCGGCGUUUAAGCCGCCCGCCUCGAGUCCCGGCGACAGUUGAGCGUCGGGUUCGGCCGAUCGCGGAGUGUUUCGCGUCUGUUCCUUUCCCUCGAUAAUCGUAUCGCGUUUCGGGGGAGUGUUUUUCUCUUGUUUAAACGUUAUUAUCGUAUCACAGUUUUCGUUGUUGUUGUUGUUAUAACAGUUUCUUCUUUCUUUUCCAUUUGAGACGUUGAUAAUUCGAACAAUCUUUGUAGUUCGUUCGUUCAGUGUUUUGUGGUUGUUUGGAAGGUUUUUUUCGCCGUGUUAUAAAUGCGUCAGAGGGGGGGAGGACGAGGAAGAACAAAGACAAUAUCCUCCCCGCUUGUGUUUGCUGUUUAUUUCCGACGACGAUGCAGAGAUCAUCGAGUAGUUUGCGUUGGUGCGGGUAACGUAGACGCUAAUUGAGGAAUUGACAUUUGUCUCUCGCGUCGAAUAGUUGCUCUCACUAAUUCUACCUGCACAUGAUACGUAUCUGACCGUCUGUUGCGUAACACAUACGAGAUCGGAUUCGUCCACGGUUGAUGGAAGUUACGAAACUGUGAUGAAUUAACGUCAUUUAUGACUAAUUCACAAGUUGCAGAAUCGAAACGCGUCGCGCGGCGUGUUAAUAUUGUGCGUGGCUAUGGUCUUUGCCAAAUCUACGCUUAAUGCGUUAAAAUUAUACGACGUGCGUGCUGUGAUGUUUGUAAUCAAAUGUGCAUUUUUCAAGUUUACAAAGUGAAAUUUUUGUUAUUAUUAUUCUUACUCGUCCUUGAGCAAUAACUCGCCUCGUAGUCAUGGCAUACGUACUUUGGAGAGUAUUCAUGAAAAAGUACACCAAGGUCCGAUUGGGAAUUAGGAAUCUACCGGUGAAUCCGGCCGAGCGUCAGGCCCCGGAAAAGGAGGAAACCUGGACCUUGGCGUCGGAGAAUCAUCACCAGGAGACGGUGGAUGAAAAGAAAGGGGCAUCGCACUCGGUGGUCACGCCCUGCGAUUACGAGCCUAAUCUACCGCGUAGCCACGAAACCCGAAAGAGCAAGACCAAAAGGGUGAAGAAUUAUUUGAGGAAAAAGUGCAAGGACGCUCUUUCCAAGUCAGAGGACGCGGCAGGAGCCGAGAAACGAAGGGACCAGAAGUGCACCUCUUGGUACGUCGACGAAAAAUGUAGCGAGGAGGAAUUCAUGCGCGAUCAUUUGGACUCUUCGUCUCUUGAUCGAACCGCCGAUCGCCGAGUCUGCGAAUCGGUUGAAAAAAUCCAAUCCAGAGGGAGCAGAUCUUCGCUCUACGAGGACGCUACCGACGUCUUAUUGGCCCAAGAUGAAAACGUCCUCGCCGUUCCUUCCCUGAAUUCUCAGGAAACAUCCCGUGGGUUGAAACCUCUUCCAGCCUCAUCUGCGGAGACUCUAGUUUCGGAUGGUGUUAACCUACAUUGUGUUCUCGACAAGUGCGAAUCCAGUGACACUUUAGUGCCUGAAUUAUUGUCAACGGAAACUACGAUCGUUGUCGCGAAGUAUUCUUCUAGUCGCAAGAGUAAUGACAGUUCUGCGAUUGAAUGUGGUGCCGAUUGUGAUGCGGCUACGUUUUGCGAGAGUCCCGAUGAAGACGUACCUCGAGAUCGAACCAACCGUAACAACGAAGCGGAAGUUGUUGCACCCUCUUCUCUCAGCAUCGGUGAACCCGUUCAGCAUCCGAUACUCGGGGGACGGUACGACGUCGCGACGUUGGUUAAAAAUCUCCUCGGACCAAUAUACGGUAACGGAGUCCUCGACCUACUGACCAGACAGGCGCGAGACAUCCUGGUAUGCGCUUAUCACGGGAAUCUUGAUGAAUUUUUAAAGUCCUUCUUAUCGCCGGCAGCCACGCUCCUCGCCGAGGUCAAGGAAGUAGCCAUGAAAAAUGGUAACGAGUCCGUGGUUCCGAAGGGGUGGCCCUUGACACUCGGCGAAAUCGGUCUGGUGAUCCACCUGGGUGAAUUGGAGGCUUCGGCGCUACGCGUCGGGGAAUGCUACCUCUGCGCGAGGAAACCACGGGGGAGGAGCACAGACCCUAGUUCGAAUCUCGUCCAGGAACCCGUCGAAAUAGCCCUGGUGUGGCGAUCGUCAAUGCGGGCCCCAGGGAUCCUCGGCUGGGACCGCGAGGACGAGUUCAUGGACUGGCGGGACUCGCACAAACGGAGAACGGGGGCCAGCGAGUCGGUCGCUCGGCCGCGUCGCCGGUCUCGCGAUGACCUGGCUCAGGGUGACGCUCCGAGCGACGUCGAGGUGGUGAGCAACGGGGCGAGAGGCGAGGAGCCGGUUCGUCGACGGCCAGACUCCGCCGACCGGAUCGAACGACAGCCAAAUUUGGCCCUGGCCAAAUCCAGGUCCACGUCGAGCGUCGACUCCUGGCAGGAGGAGGCGAAGACGGAGCGACGGCGACGUCCGGGCGACGGUGUCGAUGUCCCGAGGUCCGAAGGUGCCAGGAUCAAGCGGGGGACGAGCGUCUCGCCGAUGACCGUUGAGAACUGGAAGGAGAGCAACUCCAGGUGGGAACCGAAAACGCGAACGCUGGCUCCCCGUGACCUGAAAACACCCUUCGCCCUCGAGGCGGUCGUAGCCGAGUCUGAGAGGGAGAAGGACGCCAGUGAUCACCUGCAGGACCUUCGUCCCGACGCCGUCUCGGACGAGGAUCUUCCGGGGUACAUCGGCACCCUCUUGGUCAGCAUCGAACGCGCCAUAGAGAGGGUGUCUAUCGACGAUUUACCCUUUCCCUGUCCGUCCUGCAGACACGGUGACACCGACGAUCCUCUUCUCGGAUGCAAGUGCGGAUCGCAAUCCUGCGGCUGUUCCAACGAUUACUGUGAAUGCGCCACUAACCAGCCCGAGGAGUCUCACACCUUUGAAGUCGCUGGGAUUAAACACAUCGACAGCGACGAUGAGGAGGAAGUCCGGAUGGGAUUUGGCGCGAGGAAAAAAGGGCAAGACCUCACGCCACCGCGGAGUAUUCACGACCUGCCGGAUCACCUGCUUACCUGCGGUCUCACGUUACCAGGGUACAAAGACUGUGCCGACAGACCUGUCAUCGAAUACGACAGCACUGUGUCACCGACGGAGGCUAUUUCGCCGGUCGAAAUUGCCUGUUUUAUUCUCUACCUCGUUCACCUACCCAGUUCCGACCGAUCAGAUACCGAAUUCACGUUACUCGUGACUGGCCAGCCGUCCGAAGAAUUGGAUCUUCUCGACAACGCGUUUCACCUCCUGCAGCGUACAUUGAGAGUUUCUCAAGCCUUGGUGCUGCGAAAUUCAUGUGACGAGGCACCCGGCAGGCCGCUUUUACCCCGCAGUCAAAUCAAGGUUGUAUUCGUAGACGAGGAAACUAUUACCAAACACAUCUCAAACCGGCAUCAAAAAUCCGAUCAUCUUCAAUGGAUAUCAUUUUUCAAGGAAUACGACGCGGUGAUGUCGAAGUGGCAGGCUGCGGGUCGAAAGCUCGCCAUGGCCAUGUCGGAAUUAAAGGAGUGCGCGAUUAUUCCGCAGCCGUUGGUUCCGCUCAGUCGUCUGCUGACAGAUCCUACAGUAAAACGCACACCGGCUGAUGCCAAUGAGGUGAUCGCCCUCCUCGAGGAACGCUCCCAAAACAUUCGCCACGUCGAGCAAGUCAGGCUAUCCCUGGAUCGGGCUCGUCGACUGCUAACGGAAGUCAGUAAUGCAGCGACGAGGCUUGAAUCGUCCUGCGAAUCUCGACGAGCUAUGAUCAGGAAUUUAACCAUCCUCAGAAACAUCGAGGACCAGGCGCGCGAGGUUUUAUCCUGGCUCUGCAAAAAGGGCGAGGAAACACUUUCGAGACACUCCAGACCAUCGGCCACCAAUCUUCCGGCAGCCAAAAUCCACGAACGUGAUUUCGAAAAGUUUUACUUCACGUCGAUGAAACACCUGGACAAGGGUAGCGACCUCGCGGAGGCGGCGAACACGAGCGGUCUCCGGGAGUUGGCGCGUUCCCUGAAACAGCAUCUACGUGGUUUCGGUUCGCGUCUAGAGGACACGAGGGAGCGUCUGGAGGACACUUCGCGAUGUUUUCUGCUCCUGGACCGAGCCUACGAAUGGGCACUGGAGGCUACGAGGGUGGUCGGCGAUCGUCGUGCCCAGCAGUUUCUUAUGGCGAGGCCGCCGCUUCCCCAGGAACAUUUCGCCGAGAUGGUUACCCUCGCUGAAAAACUCGGCAACGAAUCACUCCUGGAGCAGUGUCGCGUAGCCAGAAACAGGUGCGCCGAAGCUCUCGAGCUGACGAGGUCUCAAUCAGCUCCCGGUAGUCCUGCCAGGAGAAGAUCCUUCGCCGCUACCGGAUCUGCCGCUUCCUGGGACGACAGCCUGACGAAACGCACUUCCUGGGACGACAGCGACAGCGCUUCCUGUUCCUGUCCCGUUGACGGCGGCGUCGGUUCGGGAUCAGGAAACGGCGGUCGUCCUGCCCUCGACAAUAUCGCCGAGCUUCGCGAAAGCGCCGAACAGCUUCUUGACUCCUCUCCACCACGUUCACCGCCCCGAUCACCGGCGCCUCGACGCCUUGCAAAACCACCCGUCAAUUCGCACCUGCACCGAGCACCCAGUAUUGCGCCUGGAAUGAAAGCUAAGAAAACAAUACUGCUCAUAAUGAGGGAGAUGAUACAGACUGAACGAGAUUACGUGAAAUCACUUGAGUACAUAAUAGAGAAUUACAUUCCGGAACUGGUGCGGGAAGACAUUCCGCAGGCUCUUCGGGGGCAGAGGAACGUUAUAUUUGGCAAUGUUGAAAAAAUAUACGAAUUUCAUAGCCAACAUUUCCUCCGGGAAUUAGAACAGUGCGAACAGUGUCCAAUGUUCGUUGGACAGUGCUUCAUAAGACACGAGAAAAAGUUUUACCUUUACGCACUUUACAACAAAAAUAAGCCCAACUCUGACUCUCUGAUGGCCGAGUAUGGGACAGCAUUUUUCAAAACAAAACAGUUGGAGCUUGGAGAUAAGAUGGAUUUGGCGAGCUACUUGCUGAAACCGGUGCAGCGGAUGGGGAAAUACGCUCUGCUUUUGCAGCAGCUCGUCAAAGCUGGCACCGAUCUCUCCGAUCAGAUAGCCAAUAAAGACGAGAAAGAAGACAAAGAGGACAAGGAAGAAGAACCGAAACCUCUCGUCGAGGGGGAAGCGGAUCUGAGAGCUGCCGAACAAAUGGUACGAUUCCAACUACGCCAUGGCAACGAUCUCCUUGCUAUGGACUCUCUGCGAGAUUGUGACGUUAACGUCAAGGAGCAGGGGAGGUUGCUAAGGCAAAACGAAUUCCUCGUUUGGCAAGGAAAGGGUAAAAAGUGCCUGAGACAAGUGUUUCUUUUCGAGGAUCUGAUACUGUUCAGCAAGGCCAGAAGAUUCCCGGAUAGAAAGAACCUUGACAUAUAUAUCUACAAAAAUAGCAUCAAAACGACUGACAUAGGAUUGACAGCUGUGAUAGCCGAUUCGCCGACUAAAUUUGAAAUCUGGUUCCGCAAGAGAAAACCCGGGGAUACCUACACCUUGCAAUGUGCUAACGAAGAUAUUAAAAAGACCUGGACUGAGGAGCUUAGCAAUCUUCUCUGGAAACAGGCGCUCCGAAACAGAGAAGUGCGCCUGGCAGAGAUGUCGAGUAUGGGCAUUGGCAACAAACCGUGUCUUGACAUCAGGCCAAGUGCCGACCAGAUCAACGAUCGUUCGAUCAGCGUUGCUCAGCUUUCCAAAAGUAUGUAUACGGUAUACACCGAUUUGUUUCUGGCGUUAUUUUUGUCUAAAAACCAACGACAACUACUAUUUUUUUACCAACGUUUGUAUAAAAAUCAUAUUGCAAGUGUAAUAUUUAUUUAUCGACAAACAGCUCCGAGGUUCAGAAACUCCAUAGCAGUCUCGGUUUCGGAGGAUUCUGGUCGCUGUAGUCGAAGGCCACACAGCGUAAUCUCUGUUAGCUCUUCAUCGAGCAGUGGCGGAAGCAGCGGACCCACAGCAACGCUGCAUUUAGGGCUGGACACAAGUCCUCGUCCGCAUCACCGAAGCACCACAUUGAACAGUCAGUGCAGCGUCGAAAGUGGCAUAAUCGCCGAUAUUUCAAUCGUAUCCGACGACGGUGGCGAGGGUACUGAAAGAAACCACUGGAAUUCCUCACUGGAAAGUCCAACGUCUCACCUACCAGCUACGUCAACUCCGCUCCAAUCGCCAACGAACGCGACUUCGGUUCCAGUAACAAUGCAGCCGUCCGUUUCUGACAGUAAUCUGACACCUUAUGACCAGGAUAUCUCAAUUAAUUUGUAAUUAUUAGGUAAUAACCUAUAGCCCAGUGACACGCGAGUUUAAAAAUGCGAUUGAAAUUAUCAUCUAUAGUUAUACAUGUGUAUGUGAAUCGAUUCACUUGUGACAAAAUGCACCACGUUUAUCAUAAUUUUUCUACGCGAUUUACACUGGUAUUAAUAUAGCUAUAUAUUCAAUUAAUACCUAUAGAAGAUCACGUUUCAUCUAUUGAUUAUUAUCGUAACGACGCAAGUAAUUGUCCUACGCUUUGAUUCUCUUGUCAUGGGAUUUAGAAAAUAUCAUGAGGGAACAAACGGCAACUGUAAGGGGUCACGCGUAAUUAAAUUACGUAAUUGGUUAACGUUUGUAUUGCAUUCUAUUGUUAUACAAAGUGAAUCGAUACUUAACUUUUCAUCAGGCAUAGAUACUUCGGUCCAAUUUGUCUACGACGUAACAUAAUGUCUUACAAUUGAGCAUCGAACUAGCUCAAACAUGUUUUUACAGACAGGAAAAAAGUAAGCUGAAUUUAGAGCUGUUGUAGUAUGAUUAAUACGAAAAAGGGUAGCUGAAAGUAAUUGUUUUAUAUCUAAUAAUAAAAUGGUCACACGUCUGACUGCAAAAAAAUAUUUUUCACGUAUAAAUGAUUUCUUUGAAUAAGACAUUGAUUGUUUUUUCACAGAUUGUUAGAGCUGAUUGAAAUGUCGAUCCUCCCGAUCGAGAUUAUAAUAUAAACGUAUUAUUCUUCGUCUGGACCAAAGAUUCAAAACCAUUUUCACAAAGUUUCUUAAUCUUCAUUGUGCAAACAAAAUAUGACAACCAAAAAAUCUUGCCUAGCUGUGUGUUUUUAAAAUUCGAACGUUAAUUACAAUGUUUUUAGUUAUCGCGACCGAAUAUCUUGGACAUAUACUACGAAAAAUUAUUAAAAAAAAUCCGUGAUUCGUUCAGGAGGAUCAACAAUACGCACACGUACAUAAACACAUUAUAUACAUACAUACAUACCACGUUGUAUUAUAUUGUAAUAUUGAAAUUUAUACUAUACAGCCAUAAUUGAUAGAAACAACCAUAGUCUAUUAUCAUUUCCAGAUUAUAUAUUAAAUAUAGAAUAUAUCAGAUUUUUCAUAAAUGAUAUGUAUGUCAGUUUAUUUGUACAACCUUUAAUUACUCUUAGUUUAAUAGUAUAUUAGCAUUAACUCUGGCCUGUACACAGAAGCCAAAUUUUUAUUUCAUAGAUUUUAUGUUUAAAAAUACUACAAAUAGAUAUACAUAGGUAUAUAUGAAUUCAAACAUAUGCACAUACACAUAUAAGUUAAAGUCUACGCGUGUGGUCGCUAGUUUUAGAGCAGCUUAGAGAAAAGUUUAAUCAAACAAAUUAUAAGCUCAUCUUAAGACAGAGGCCACAAGUCCUUGAACUAUUUGAUAAAUUAGACGCGAUUGGUUCGGACAAACAUUUGUUCAGAUUUGCCAUUCUAUAUUUUUCUUUUAUGCAAUAGAUUCCUCUUAUAUAACGUCGUUAUAAUUAAAAAUAAAUGAUUUUGUGUAUUCGGCUUUACGUUGUGUACAGAAAUUUACGGACCUAAUUAUAGUAAACAAAAUUUAUAUUUUUGUACUGUAAUACAAUUGAUAAAUAACUGAGGUGUGUUUGUCUGAACUAUGAGAGAUUGGAAUGAAAUGAAUUUGAACCUUUUAUUUGGGUCAUUCCAACAAUACAAAAUCACUGUAUCAUCGCACGUAUAAUUCAAGCAGCUAUAGCUAGCGUUCUCGUGCAGCCAUUAUUUUCCAUUUUAUUUUAGUUUAAUUUAAUGGUCUGCCAAGGUAUUGCAAUAUAUCUUAUGGAAAGUGACCGUAGUUGAAAUGCGUUUUCUUUUACGUGUCAGAUUAUUGAAAUUAUAGGAUAAUAAAUCGUAAAACUGUCAACUUAGCGCGUUGCAAUUUGCAAAAAUAACAUCAUCCCAGUCUGAUGCACCUGAAUAAUUCGAUGGUAAUGGAUCAAAUCAUGCAAAUGUUGAAUUGAGGAAAUUUUAUUUGUGUAUUAAAUUGAAAUCAAAAUUAUUUUCAAACAGAUUCGUUGAAAAUAUACGUAUUUAUACAACGGUAGUUUGAAAAUAGAAGUUGGUGCACUUGGCUGAGCACGUUCUCAUAAGUUUCAAAUAACCGAACUAGAUCAAGAAAACAAAAUAUCAUAGAAACGAUAACUAUUUUUUACCAUUUUCUUCGUACCACGUUUUAGUACUAUACAAACUUUUUCACAAGUUAUUACCGAAGUGAUAUGCCGUACAUGUCGGUAGUACCUUGUAAAGUAUUGUUGUACCAAUAGUCAUUUAACAUUGAUGUACUUUUAAGGUAUUUAUUAUUCAUAUUAUUUUUUGUUUUUAGACAGUUAGUUUUGAAUAUGUACCUACCUUGAGAUCUUAAUCUUAUCUUACAAUUAAUCAAUUGUAUAUAUAUAUAUAUAUAUAUAUACAUAUAUAUAUAAAAAAAAUAUUAUAUAUAAACACAUGAUUAUCUCAGUAUUGUACUGUGUCUAACACCGAUGUAUUUUAUUACUUGAUUAAAUAUAUUAUAUUGGGUGCCUUUUGUAG
Molecule: messenger RNA, 9146 nt
Organism: Neodiprion fabricii
Lineage: Eukaryota; Metazoa; Arthropoda; Insecta; Hymenoptera; Diprionidae
Product: rho guanine nucleotide exchange factor 40-like
Exons: 22
Coding region: 1108-6591 (1827 amino acids)
Molecular function (GO): guanyl-nucleotide exchange factor activity
Source: RefSeq, a predicted model, not a curated record